Puccinia triticina is the source of this 579-nucleotide messenger RNA. RefSeq lists its product as uncharacterized. The record is from RefSeq and is a predicted model, not a curated record. The coding region runs from base 1 to 579 and encodes 192 amino acids. Lineage: Eukaryota; Fungi; Basidiomycota; Pucciniomycetes; Pucciniales; Pucciniaceae. The transcript is spliced from 4 exons.
AUGACUAGUAUGGCCACUAAAUGUGUCGUCGUCUACAACAAAACACCGCGCUCAUCUUGCAUGGAGUUCGAUGGCGACUUUAUCCCAUUGCUUAGUUCCUCUCAAGAGCCGCCGUCGCCAUCCGCGGAACCUCCUGAUUACGCGAGAUGCGUUAGGCGAGUACCUGGCACAUCUUCUUUAUUAUGUAGAUCCUAUACGGUGAAUCUUCGCGCUCUCAAUUUCAUCGGUAACCACCUCGAAGUUGGCGUCACUUACAAGGCGCAUGGAAAAGUGGCUCGCGGGGGUAAUGGUCUAGAGUUUCACUAUGUCGAUGCUGUCAUCUUGGACUCGCCAAUGGAGAAUGAGUUUGAGAUUGGCGAGCCGGUGAAAAUCAGUGGCACCGGGACAAUAUGCGAUGUCAAGUCUUACAGGUCAAGAUUUAUGGGUACUGCCGUCAUUACGGAAGUUACAGUGGAGCAUAAAGAAGAGACCGCUCCAUUGAACCCGUUCUUAGCCAGAUAUAUUAUCGAUGAAUCAGUUAUUGCGGGGAAAAUCUUCGGUGGUAAUUUGACGGGCGCAGAAAAUCAAAUUGAGGAUUAG